UAAGUUCCGUUUCUAAUGGAAUGCGCCAAUUAUUUUUUUCUUUUUUUUUGAAUUGGAGUAUUAAAAGCUUUAAUAGAAUGUGAUAAUUAUAAGCUUUUAAGAAUUAAUCGUUAAGAGUAAACAGCAAUUACUUUCUGUAUAUAUAAAAGCACAUUAUUGAACAUUUUUAUUCCUUGUCUUCAAAAAGGAUUGUAAUUGAUUUUUAAUUGUAAUUGCUCUAACGCGCAUUACAAUUUUUUCAACAUGAAGGCAAACGUAUUUUUGAAAUUUGGUAUUUUGCUAGGAGUGUCAUUCAUACAACUCUCGCAUGCUGGUCCACAUGAUUUUGAUAUAUUACUGUUCGCUCAACAAUGGGCAAAAUCAUUGUGCUUUCAAUACAAUAAGCCACCAAAUAAUUGUUAUUUACCUCAACAUAAUGAUUGGACAGUUCAUGGAAUUUGGCCAAGUAAAAUUAAUCAAAGAGGUCCCGAAAGUUGUAAACAAAUACAAUUUAGACCACAAGAAUUGUCAUCAAUAAAAAGUCAUUUGGAUUCAUAUUGGUUGAGUAUUCAUGGACCAAAUGCCAAUGGAUUUUGGAAACACGAAUGGGAUAAACAUGGAACAUGUUCCGUUGUUAUGCCCCUAUUGAAUACUCAAUUAAAAUAUUUUCAAACAGGAUUGAAUUUAAAUGCGCAAUAUAAUAUUGGUGCAAUGCUACAAAAAGGAGGCAUUGUACCUGGAAGAAGUUAUUCGAUACAUAAUAUUAUGAGUACGCUUAAUCAAGGAUUAAAAGCAUCACCACAAGUUACUUGCAUUUCGAAGAAGGGAACACAAUAUAUUCAAGAAGUGAGACUUUGCUUCAACAAACAAUUGAAGUUGAUCAAUUGCAAGGGCAAUCUUUCUUAUGAGACAAAUUGCGACCCCAAAAAAAAUGUUGAAUAUCCACGAAAAUAAUAUGAGAGAAGGAUUAUUACUUUUUUGGAAUUUAAAAUUGUGAGAAGGUUAUUAUUAUGAAUGUUUAAUAAAUUAAUAUUUAAUUAGUUUUUAAUAAUAAUAAUAAUAAUAAUACUAAAAUUCUAACAAUCCUGUUUACACUUUUAGUUCCGUUGGUAACGGUUUUUUCAAACGUUUUAAAUUG
Molecule: messenger RNA, 1117 nt
Organism: Leptopilina boulardi
Lineage: Eukaryota; Metazoa; Arthropoda; Insecta; Hymenoptera; Figitidae
Product: ribonuclease Oy-like
Exons: 4
Coding region: 244-933 (229 amino acids)
Biological process (GO): RNA catabolic process
Cellular component (GO): extracellular region
Molecular function (GO): RNA binding; ribonuclease T2 activity
Source: RefSeq, a predicted model, not a curated record